This is a messenger RNA of Microdochium trichocladiopsis, 2652 nucleotides long. RefSeq lists its product as uncharacterized. Gene Ontology annotation, cellular component: SBF transcription complex; MBF transcription complex. The record is from RefSeq and is a predicted model, not a curated record. The transcript is spliced from 3 exons. The coding region runs from base 320 to 2314 and encodes 664 amino acids. Lineage: Eukaryota; Fungi; Ascomycota; Sordariomycetes; Xylariales; Microdochiaceae. Gene Ontology annotation, molecular function: transcription regulator activity; DNA binding; protein binding.
CGACGCUAUCUGCAACUGAGAGCCCUCACCGACUCGCCCUCUGUCUGCGCCAAUCGACCUCAGGAGCGUCCCGCAUGCGCUUGCUUCAACUCUGCGACUUUGACGAUAUCCGCUAUUCCCGCUCGGCACGAUCUGCUCAUCAUACGAGGUUCGCCGAUGCGAUCAAAGGAGAACUCAAGACACCCGACCGAUUGGCCUCGAUCUCACUUGCGGACGCCUGUACACCCUUGAGGCGAUUGAUCAAAAACACGGUUGAACCCGUUCGACCACAUUUGCCUGCAAGAAGAUUGCCUUUCGAGCACUUUCGAACAUUGCCAGUAUGGUCAAGGCCGUCCCAACUGGCCCGCCGCCUGGGCCCGGCAUAUACAGUGCCACAUACAGCGGCAUUCCGGUGUACGAAUUUCAGUUCGGUGUCGACCUCAAGGAGCAUGUUAUGAGACGGAGGCAGGACGAUUGGAUCAAUGCGACGCACAUCCUCAAAGCUGCCGGCUUCGACAAGCCUGCAAGAACCCGAAUCUUGGAGCGCGAAGUGCAGAAGGACACACACGAGAAGAUCCAAGGAGGCUACGGAAAGUAUCAGGGCACUUGGAUUCCUCUCGAGGCUGGCGAGCAGCUUGCCCACCGGAACGAUGUCUACGAGCGCUUACGGCCAAUCUUUGAAUAUGUCGCUGGAAGCCAAAGCCCACCGCCUGCCCCUCGUCAUACGAGUAAACCAAAAGCGCCAAAAGUCAAGCCUUCUGUACCGAAAUGGCCAGUCAAAUCCGCCCCGGCCCCACGCGAUGAUUUCGAUGCCACAAGUCAACAGUUUGAAGACGACACGCCGGAUAAUGUCACCGUAGCUUCAGCCUCGUACAUGGCGGAAGACGAUCGCCACGAUUUGUCACAUUUCUCGACGGGCCACCGCAAGAGAAAGCGGGAAGAGACUAUUCAUGACCUGACGGAGCAACAACACUCGGUCUACGGCGACGAGUUACUUGACUACUUCCUCUUGUCCCGUCAAGAUGGCGCUACAUUCCGACCAGAGCCACCGCCCAACUUCCAGCCUGACUGGUAUAUCGAUUCCGAGAAGCAUAGCGCAUUACAUUGGGCAAGCGCUAUGGGUGACGUUGAUGUCAUCAAGCAAAUCAAGAGAUUCGGCGCCACUCUUGGCUCGCAAAACUGCCGUGGCGAGACUCCUCUGAUGCGUGCUGUCCACUUCACGAAUUGUUACGAGAAGCAGACGUUUCCUGCGGUCAUGAAGGAGUUGUUCGAGACGAUCGACGCACGCGAUCAUUCUGGCAGCACUGUAAUUCACCACGCCGCCAUUAUGAAGAGUGGUCGUAUUACCAGCCACUCGUGCUCACGGUACUACCUUGAUUGCAUCCUGAACCGACUGCAAGAGACGCACGAUCCGAACCUGGUGCAGCAACUCAUUGAUGCACAGGACAAUGCCGGAAACACCGCGUUACACCUUGCAGCCAAAACUAACGCCCGGAAAUGCAUACGUGCAUUGCUUGGCCGCGGGGCUUCAACAGACAUCAUCAACAUGGAUGGUGUUCGUGCAGAGGAGCUGAUCCAGGAGCUCAAUGCCUCGAAAGGGCCCAAAGAGCGACUGCCACAGCGGUCGUCUUCACCAUUUGCACCCGAUUCACAACGUCACGUGUCGUUUCGGGAUGCACUCAACGACCCGAUUCCUAGAUCUACGGUCGUGUUCAACUCUGAAGCAGCCAAUACCGUGCAGAACUCGAUAAUGCCUCUUAUCCAGCAAAAGUUCGACGACCUGACACAAAGCUUCGAGGAAGAGUGGAAAGAAAAGAGCGAGGCUGCGAACGAGGCUCGUCGUAUAUUGGGCAAUACGCAAAACGAACUAUCCUCAAUCCGGCAGCAGAUCGCAGAUAUUGAAGCCGAGCUCGAGUCCGAGGAGGUCACCGCUAAAGCACUCUCUGAUGCCAGUGUCGCUCAAAUGCAACUGCAGACCAUUCUGGCGAGUCAAAACCGAUUUCACGUGGAAGCCGCUGUUCAGCAAAAUCUUGCUAUGAUGAAUGGGGAUGAUGAGGAUGAUUCAGCCGAGGAACAGUUACGAUUGGCCCAGGAGCUUGGCGCUCUCAUCAAAGAACAGCGGCUGCUGGAGGAAGAAUAUGUCGAAGCACUCAGUCUAGCAGGGACCGGAGAGAAGAUCGAUAAAUACCGACGUCUUCUAAAGCAAUGUCUAGAUCCCGAAGCGGCCGAAGCGCUGGAUGAAAACCUGGACGAUCUCAUCGACAUGAUGGAGGAGGAACGAAGCGAAGCUCCCGUCAUCAUGAAUGGCCACCCGGAGCCGAUGAUGAUUGGGUAGGCACAACCAUGCUGAAACCAUUGUGGCUGACCGAGCUUUGGGGCUCUAGACUGGCUGUCCUUAUAAAAGCUAGGCUUCUUCUUCUUCUUCUUCUUCUUGGUUCGAUAUGGCGUUGUGGCUGAUCAACGGAAGUAUGGUCUUAUGGACAUUUUAUUCUUGGAUGGUGUUUUUGGUGUCUAGGAAGGCCCGGCGUGUCAACUUUAUAUUGGGGUAUAUCAUAUAAUUUUCUUCUUUGCGGCAACGCCACAAUACAGUCUUGCCGAACAGCAUCAUCAUGCGAGCAGGACCGGAUGUCUCGCAACUUAUCUCAGUCAUCCGUGCAUGAGCAUUAAUAUAGG